AUGUGCUACUACGGCAACUACUAUGGAGGUCUGGGUUAUGGCUACGGCGGCCUGGGCUGUGGCUUUGGUGGCUACGGUUGUGGUUAUGGCUGUGGCUAUGGAGGCCUGGGCUGUGGCUAUGGUUGUGGCUAUGGCAGAUACGGAUAUGGCUGCUGCCGCCCAUCUUGCUAUGGAAGAUACUGGUCUUACGGGUUCUACUGA
This is a messenger RNA of Lemur catta (Ring-tailed lemur), 201 nucleotides long. Its product is annotated as keratin-associated protein 20-2-like. The transcript has a single exon. The record is from RefSeq and is a predicted model, not a curated record. Lineage: Eukaryota; Metazoa; Chordata; Mammalia; Primates; Lemuridae. The coding region runs from base 1 to 201 and encodes 66 amino acids.